AUGCUGUCCAAUGUGGAAAUCAAAGCAAAAGUGAGCAACCCGGCAGCAUUUGCCCAGAAAGCUGCUCAGCUCAGCCAGUCAGAAGGAACGAUCAUCCAGCAGCACGACACGUUCUUCACCUGCAAUCGAGGACGCCUGAAGCUCCGAGACUUAAUGAAUGGAUCUGGUCAGUUGAUCUUCUAUGAGCGUCCAGACACUGAUGGACCCAAACUGUCUCGUUACUCCAUCAGUCCCACCAGUGACCCAUCGAGCCUUCGGACUGUGCUGUCGGAGUCUCUGGGGGUGAAAGGAGAGGUGAGGAAGGAGCGACGGCUGUUCCUUAUUGGUCAGACCAGAGUCCAUCUGGACACGGUGGAGGGACUGGGGCACUACAUGGAGCUGGAGGUGGUGAUGCGACCAGAGCAGACUGUUGAAGAGGGACAGCAGGUGGCCACAGACCUGAUGGAGCAGCUGGGCGUGUCUGCAGAGAGUCUGGUGACCGGAGCUUAUAUGGACCUGAUACUAAAGGGGUGCAAAGACACAUAA
This is a messenger RNA of Menidia menidia (Atlantic silverside), 525 nucleotides long. Lineage: Eukaryota; Metazoa; Chordata; Actinopteri; Atheriniformes; Atherinopsidae. The record is from the annotation of a GenBank genome assembly.